AUGAAGCUCAUUGCAGUCUCUGGGCUGGUGACUGAAGGAGGGAGGGGGAGGAGAGGGAAGGAGAGGAGAGGAGAGGAGAGGUUUAGCUACUUCUGUCUGAGAAUCGAUAGCUAUCGUCUGCAUACCGGAUGGCAUCUCCAGCACACAGUACUGCAGACAGGGAUAGCAUCUCUCUUAGCAUCUCUGUUAGCAUCUCUAACUAAAUACAAAUAGGAAUUAACAUUUCUACUUUAGCAUCUUAAGCUAACUAUGUAGGAUUUUCAAAAUGAGCCGUUAGCAUUUCUAAUAUAAUUGAAUAGAGGACUUAGCAUUUAGCUAAUGACAUCAUCGGUCUCUCUAUGCUACCUUGCUAGCUUACACAUGUUGUAGGGAGCCGGCACAGACGCUCCUCUCUCUCUCUCUCUCUCUCUCCUCUCGCUAUCUCUCUCUCUCUCUCUCUCUCUCUCUCUCCCACUCUCUCUCUCUCUCCCACUCUCUCUCUCUCUCUCUCUCUCUCUCUCUCUCUCUCUCUGUCUCGCUCACUCACUCACACACACUCCAUCCCUCUCUCAUCCCCACCCACACCCAAGGAUUCUCCCUCUCCCUCUCCUCUAUAUCUCUCUCUCUCUCUCUGUCGAUCUCUGUCUUUUUAGGAGAAGAAGGGAUGCUUGUUUGAUUCCUCUUAUUGAACUGACUCUUUUUGAUGCUGUAGACUUUAAACCCUUUGUGUGCUGGUUACUUUGCCCUACCUGUGGAGGAUCCUGGUAGUCAGCCAGCCUCUGGAGCGUGUUGUAGCCCCAGCCGCAGCCACCAUGCUGGGCUUGGAUGUGUGUGAGUUUGGGGGUCAGGUUCUGGAGCUUCUCUGGCUAACCAUGUGCUACCAAGGUGACUGCCUUUUAUGUUGUUUUACCGCUGUGUGUGUGUGUGUGUGUGUGUGUGUGUGUGUGUGUCUUUCUGUCUCUAAUCUAAUCUCAGUGUAGAUUAUUUUCUCAGUGUGUGUGUGUGUGUUAUCGGUCUCUAGGUGGGUGGAGAUGGUUUUAUGUUUGAUAUGAUAAGACAAGCCAAAGGUGGUCCAUAUUGUAUUGAUCAUGCAUCCUUUGUGGUGUGUGUGUGUGUGUGUGUGUGUGUGUGUGUGUGUGUGUGUGUGUGGUGGUUGUUGUAAUUACAUGUCUCAGGUCUUGUUGAAUCAGGGCUUUUCGGUUCACACACUCCUGGUUGUCUGCCAAUUGGGCGUAUGUAUGUGUGUGUGUGUGUGUGUGUGUGUCUGUUAGCUGAAUGAUGUCACCACAUUUACCAUACCAUUCCCCCCCCCCCAGUCAAAGUGAUGGAUGAUAGUGUGUGUGUGGGGGGGGGGGGAGAGCAGACACAUGUUACACUGAGUGAAUCAAUUAGACGUUCUCCCCAAGGCGUUUGUGUAGAUGCCUGCGUUCGUUCGUGUGUUUACGUAGAUGCCUGCGUUCGUUCGUGUGUGUGUUUGUGUGUCCUCCGCCCCAUUGCCUUCUGAGUGUAUCCAGUAAAAUCCCAGUAAAAUGCACUGGCCCAUGUAACAAUCUCAUAAAGGGACAUGAGAGAGAGACAAACAUCCUCCCUACGACCAACAGUAUUCCAACCAACCUACUACUGUGUGUCUGUGUGUGUCAGUGUGUGUCAGUGUGUGUCAGUGUGUGUCUGUGUGUGUCAGUGUGUGUCUGUGUGUGCCUGCCUGUGUGUGUGUGUCUGAGGAGACUCCUAGGAAUAAAGGGGGACCCCCCCCCCCCCCCCCCCCCCCCCCCUAUCUCUGUUUUAGGCCAUCGUUGUAAAUAAGAAAUUUGUUCUUAAUUGACCCUUGGCUAAGCCCCGCCCCAGAACCAAUCGCAACACUCCAAUGGAGAGCAACUGCCGUCGACAAGCUCAUCGCAUGAAAGGCAGUGAGGGCUGUGGCAAAACGAUGAGUUUUCUUUAAAAAAAUAAUUAGUUUAAAUGGAUAAAUAGUUAAACAUUGCACCAGGGGUACUGUGAUUCCUGAAAUGCAGUCUGUUGAUGUAGUAUUUUUUAAAAAUCCAUAAUUAUACUUUCGUUACAUUGUUGCUCAGCUGGUUAGCUAGAUCACUUAAUAUAACUUGUUUUCUCGAAAUGUACACUUAACAAAAAAAAUUACGCAACAUGUAAAGUGUUGGGUCCCAUGUUUCAUGAGCUGAAAUAAAAGAUCCCAGAAAUGUUCCAUACGCACAAAAAGCUUCAGACGGCGUGUUCCAGUUCCCGCCAAUAUCCAGCAACAUCACACAGCCAUUGGAGAGGAGUGGGACAACAUUCCACAGGCCACAAUCAACAGCCUGAUCAACUCUAUGCGAAGGAGAUGUGUCGCGCCGCAUGAGGCAAAUGGUGGUCACACCAGAUACAAGAAACUGACUGAUUCUGAUCCACGCCCCUACUUUUUUUUUAAGGUACACUACAUUGCCAAAAGUAUGUGGACACCUGUUCGUCGAACACCUCAUUCCAAAAUCAUGACCUUUAAUAUGGAGUUGGUCCCCCCUUUGCUGCUAUAACAGCCUCCACUCUUCUGGGAAGGCUUUCCACUAGACGUUGCAACAUUGCUGCGGGGACUUGCUUCCAUUCAGCCACAAGAGCAUUAGUGAGGUUGGGCACUGAUGUUGGGCGAUUAGGCUCGCAGUCAGCGUUCCAAUUCAUCCCAAAGGUGUUCGAUGGGGUUGAGGUCAGGGCUCUGUGCAGGCCAGUCAAGUUCUUCCACACCGAUCUCGACAAACCAUUUCUGUAUGGACCUCGCUUUGUGCACGCGAGUAUUGUCAUGCUUAAACAGGAAAGGGCCUUCUCCAAACUGUUGCCACAAAGUUGGAAGCAGAGAAUCGUCUAGAAUGUCAUUGUAUGCUAUAGCGUUAAGAUUUCCCUUCACUGGGGGAAACCAGCCCGAACCAUGAAAAACAGCCCCAGAUCAUUAUAUAUAAUAUAAUAUGCCAUUUAGCAGACGCUUUUAUACAAAGCGACUUACAGUCAUGCGUGCAUACAUUUUUGCGUAUGGGUGGUCCCGGGGAUCGAACCCACUACCUUGGCGUUACAAGCACCGUGCUCUACCAGCUGAGCUACAGAGGACCAUUAUUCCUCCUCCACCAAACUUUACAGUUGGCACUAUGCAUUCGGGCAGAUGGCGUUCUCCUGGCAUCCGCCAAACCCAGAUUAGUCCGUCGUACUGCCAGAUGGUGAAGCGUGAUUCAUCACUCCAGAGAAAGCAUUUCCACUGCUCCAGCGUCCAAUGGGGGCGAGAUUUACAGCACUCCAGCCAACGCUUGGCAUUGCGCAUGGUGAUCUUAGGCUUGUGUGCGGCUGCUCGGCCAUGGAAACCCAUUUCAUGAAGCUCUCGACAAACAGUUAUUGUGCUGACGUUGCUUCCAGAGGCCGUUUGGAAUUCUGUAGUGAGUGUUGCAACAGAGGACAGAUGCGCUUCAGCACUCGGCGGUCCCGUUCUGUGAGCUUGUGUGGCCUAACACUUUGCGGCUGAGCCGUUGUUGCUCCUAGACGUUUCCACAUCACAAUAACAGCACUUAGUUGACCGGGCAGCUCAAGCAGGGCAGAAAUUUGACUAACUGACAUGACGGUGCCACGUUGAAAGUCACUGAGCUUUUCAGUAUGGGCCAUUCUACUGCCAGUGUUUGUCUAUGGAGAUUGCAUGGCUGUGUGCUCGAUUUUAUACACCUGUCAGCAAUGGGUGUGGCUAAUUUGAAGGGGUGUCCACAUACUUUUGGUCAUGUAUUGUAUCUGUGACCAGAUGCAUAUCUGUAUUCCCAGUCAUGUGAAAUCCAUAGAUUAAUGAAUGUAUUUCAAUUUACUGAUUUCCUUUUAUGAACUGUAACUCAGUAAAAUCUUAGAAAUUGUUGCAUGUUGCGUUUUAUAUUUUUGUUCAGUAUAUGUUAGCUAACUAAGUUAGCAAUGGUAUCAAUACAACUCCCAUCAGGAUACGAUUUGAGAGCGCUAGUUAGCUCCAAAAGUGGUAAUAGCUUUGACUGCUUGCUGACAGUGACUUCAGAGCCAUUCAGUGGCUAGCCAUAAUGCAAACAUCAUUUGACCAGGUUUUACCUCGAAGCAGUCCACCACAACAUACCCAAUAGUCUUGUGAUUAGCAAGAGGUUGUCUGUGUUUAAUUUCAUUGUGUAUGAGAAACAUUGUUUGAGAUCAUGACAUUUUACAUUUACAUUUUAGUCAUUUAGCAGACGCUCUUAUCCAGAGCGACUUACAGUUAGUGAGUGCAUACAUUUUUCAUACUGGCCCCCCCGUGGGAAACGAACCCACAACCCUGGCGUUGCAAGCGCCAUGCUCUACCAACUGAGCUACAUGGGGCCCCAGUUUAGUCACAUAAUUUCUCAAUUUACAAUAUGUCUGCCAAUCAGAUGUGAAGCCAGACAUAUUUGCCACUCCCUUUGCUUUAUUUCUCUCAACUACACAGUUUUUCAAUUCCUCAUCAAUCCAGGGGACCUUAACAGUUCUAAUAACUGGAAGAAACAAAAUAAUGUUUCGUAUGCAUCUCAUCUUUUGUGGGACUCUACCCUUCUAUCCACCUCCACAUCCCCAAAAACAUUUAAAUAACUUCAGCUAAAAGCUAGAAACAGUGCUGUUUUAAACAUAGAGCUACAGUAAGAUUCAGAUUGAUAAAAUAAAAUAAAAGGAGUUAAAGUUUAAUUUUUAAAAAUGAUUCUAAAAUAAUGUUUUAAUACAAAUCAAACAGUAAACAGGACUAGAUGUGCGACUUCUCUCCAACAUCAUUGGGAGGGGAUUUCGCCUGUGGUUGAAUGAGGAAUUGGGCUUCCCGGGAAAAUGUUGUCCGAGGUCUAAACAGCGAAGGGCAAAUUGACUUACCUGGUUAAAUACAGGUUGAAAAAUAAAUCAUCCCCAGCUGCAGGCUGUUGGUUUUUCUGUAAUUCAGUAGAGAGCCAUAUUCCCAGUCCUGACUCAGAUGUUUAUGUUUAUGCAAAGCUCCAUUGACGUCAAUAAUACUUGAUCACACCAUUGUGUGAAUUUUGUGAGGAUGUGCCCCAAGUCUGUGGUAUCCAGUGUGCAUCUGACAAAACUACUGUACCCCCGCUGACCAUACAUGGUAUACACCCCACUGCAAACUACUGUCCCCCGCUGACCAUACAUGGUAUUACCCCAUCUGACAAAAAUACUGACCCCCGCUGACCAUACAUGGUAUUACCCCAUCUACCUCUUAACCAUACUGGUUUCCCCAUCACACCUGUACCCCCGACCAUACAUGGUAUUACCCCCAUCUGACAAAACUAUGUACCCCGCUGACCAUAUGGAUUACCCCCCCUAGCCCCCGCGACCAUACUGUAUACCCAUCUGAAAAAAUACUGUACCCCCCUACAGACUGUUUACCCCAUUGCACUAUGUACCCCGUGACCAUACUAUUACCCCAUCUGACAAAACUACUGUACCCCCGCUGACCAUACAUGGUAUUACCCCAUCUGACAAAACUACUGUACCCCCGCUGACCAUACAUGGUAUUACCCCAUCUGACAAAACUACUGUACCCCUGCUGACCAUACAUGGUAUUACCCCAUCUGACAAAACUACUGUACCCCCGCUGGACCAUUACUGGGUAUUACCCCAUCUGACCAAAACUUACUGUACCCACCGCCUGACCAUAAAUGGGUAUUUCCCCCAUCUGACAAAACUACUGUUACCCCCGCUGACCACAUGGGUAUUACCCCAUCUGACAAAACUACUGUAACCCCGCUGGACCAUACAUGGUAUUACCCAUCUGACAAAAACUUACUUACCCCCCGCUGGACCAUACAUUGGUUAUUACCCCAUUGACAAAACUACUGUACCCCCGCUGACCAUAACAUGGUAUUACCCCAUAUCUGACAAAACUACUGUGACCCCCCGCUGACCCAUACAUGGUAUUUACCCCAUCUGACCAAAAAUACUGUACCCCCCGCUACCAACAUUUUAUUACCCCAUCUGACAAAACUACUGUACCCCCCCCCUGACCAUACAUGUUUAUUACCCCAUCUGACCAAAACUACUGUACCACCCUGACCAUACAGGGGUAUUACCCCCAUCUGACAAAACUACUGUACCCCCGCUGACCAUACAUGGUAUUACCCCAAAGUGUUCUCAGUUGGACUCAGUUGGUUGGACUCAGUCGGCUGGACUCAGUUGGUUGGACUCAGUUGGUUGGACUCAGUUGGUUGGACUCAGUGGGUUUGGGAAACUCAUUUGGGUUUUGGACUCAGUUGGUUGGACUCAGUUGGUUGGACUCAGUUGGUUGGACUCAGUCGGUUGGACUCAGUUGGUUGGACUCAGUUGGUUGGACUCAGUUGGUUGGACUCAGUCUUUUGGACUCAGUUGGUUGGACUCAGUUGGUUGGACUCAGUCGGUUGGACUCAGUUGGUUGGACUCAGUUGGUUGGACUCAGUCGGUUGGACUCAGUCGGGACCCGAACCAGCGACCUCUCGGCCACCGCCCCAAGCUCCCAACUGCCAGGCCACCAACCAUCCAAGGUCCCCCCCCAGUUCCCCCAUGAGAGCUGCCCCUCAACACACAAUCUUUAGUGUUGAAAGCUCCAUGCUCUACCAACUGAGCCACACAGGACCACUGGUGGAGUCAGUUGGACUCAGUUGUAGUCAGUUGGACUCAGUUGGAGUCAGUUGGACUCAGUUGUAGUCAGUUGGACUCAGUUGUAGUCAGUUGCUCAGUUGGACUCAGUUGGUUGUAGUCAGUUGGACUCAGUUGUAAUCAGUUGGACUCAGUUGUAGUCAGUUGGACUCAGUUGUAGUCAGUUGGACUCAGUUGUAGUCAGUUGGACUCAGUUGUAGUCAGUUGCUCAGUUGGACUCAGUUGGUUGUAGUCAGUUGUAGUCGGUGUGUAGUCAGUAGGACUCGGUUGUAGUCAGUAGGACUCGGUUGUAGUCAGUUAGUUGUAGUCAGUAGGUUGUUUUAGUAAUGUCACACUGUUGACCAUCUUCUACUUCCUCAUAUUGUGUUGUGCCAUGAGGCUUGAGCCAUUAUAUUUAUUGGACAGGAUAGAGAUACAGAAAUAGGAAGUAGAUCAGAGUUUGACCGCUCCAGCACCCAAGGCUGUUUUUGUAAAGGAGUGGGCCAUUUAACCACUUUCACUUAUUCUGUGUACUGACUGAGUUAGUGGAUACUUCCUCAAGUGAAACCGUUGAAAUCAGAUACCAAGUGAUUCAUAGCGUUAAUAGAGUUCCAAUCUAUUCGUAUUAUUUAUCUUCAUGAUAUGGGCAUUAUCAGUAUAGUGAUGUCAUGUUAUAAGGACACUUUAUUCAUUUAUUUAUUUAUUUAAGGGGUUGCCAUGGAGACGGAAAGAGAGCAGCUUAUUCGGCACUGGUCGUCAAGGAGACUGUAAAUAACAGACACUCAGGAGAGAACACACACACACACACACCUAUCUAUGGUCCACGGGGGAGAUGACCCCGUCUAGACAGGUGGAAGGCAUUAUGUCAUCCUGUGGUGUGUGUGUGUCCGUGUGCGUGCACGUGUGUGUUUUGCAGAGCUGCUCUGUUCUAGAUAAUUAACCAUACAAGCAACUCUACAUCCCACCACAAGCUGUUAAACAGUUAACCCGUUACAGUGCUCUGUUCGCUGUAAGUAACCUGUAGCAACAACAGGGUGAUCAAAUGAAGAUCCUACAUCUGUAACCUGUAGCAACAACAGGGUGAUCUAAUGAAGAUCCUACAUCUGUAACCUAUAGCAACAACAGGGUGAUCAAAUGAAGAUCCUACAUCUGUAACCUGUAGCAACAACAGGGUGAUCAAAUGAAGAUCCUACAUCUGUAACCUGUAGCAACAACAGGGUGAUCAAAUGAAGAUCCUACAUCUGUAACCUAUAGCAACAACAGGGUGAUCAAUUGAAGAUCCUACAUCUGUAACCUAUAGCAACAACAGGGUGAUCAAAUGAAGAUCCCAAACCUCUAACCUGUAGCAACAACAGGGUGAUCAAAUGAAGAUCCUACAUCUGUAACCUGUAGCAACAACAGGGUGAUCAAAUGAAGAUCCUACAUCUGUAACCUGUAGCAACAAUGCUUUUCUCCUCUGACAAUACAACAUCUGAUUCAAAGGGUGUGUGGCAGAUAUCAAAACUCUUCCUGGUAGGAGACACUUGUGCUUCCUGACCAAAAGGUGGCUAUGGAGGAGGGGAGGAUCGUCUUCUGUUUACCUACUAAUGAAUUGACACACUGCUCGACCACUCAACCACUCAACCACUUAUCGGUUUCCGGGUCACGGAGGAGAGAGGACAGAGGAGAGAGGGUGGAGAACAAACUUUUGCCCAAAUGAGAAAAGGCCAGAGAGACAGACAGAGAGAGAGAGAGACAGACAGACAGAGAGAGACAGACUGAGGGGGACAGAGAGAGAGAGACAGUCAGAGAGGGACAGAGGGAGAAAGACAGAGAGAGACAGACAUAGAUGGACAGAAAGAGAAAGACAGAGAGGGACAGAGAGAGACAGACAGAGAGAAAAAGAGUGAGAGAAAGAGAGUGUGAAUGUGAGCGAGAUGCAGGGUCCCUGAUUGCGUUGUUACCCUGUGUUCCCAUGCAGGUUUGAUGGCGGAUAAGGAGGAGAAGCCUGUGGGAGAGGAGGAGGACGAGACAGACCUGAACUACACUCCUCCGGCCCAGAAGACCCUGCAGGAGAUACAGGAACUAGACAAGGAUGAUGAGAGUCUCAGGAAAUACAAACAGACUCUACUAGGAGCUGGACCAGUGGUGGGAGGUCAGUGUGUGUUACUGUGUGUGUGUGUGUCUGUGUGUGCUUCCUAGCAAUUGACAUGGACCCUGCCAUCAAGACCACAGUAAUACAGUACUGGAUCACUGCAUCAAAGACCAACAGUAAAUCUAGUUAACUGGGACCCUGCAUCAAGACCACAGUAUACUAGUACUGGAACCCUGCCAUCAAAGACCCCAGUUAAUACUAGUACUGGACCCGCAUCAAAGACCACAGUAAUACUAGUACUGGACCCUUCAUCAAAAGACCACAGUAAUACUAGUACUGGACCCUGCAUCAAAGACCACAGUAUACUAGUAUGGACCCUGCAUCAAAGACCACAGUAAUACUAGUACUGGACCCUGCAUCAAAGACCACAGUAAUACUAGUACUGGACCCUGCAUCAAAGACCACAGUAAUACUAGUACUGGACCCUGCAUCAAAGACCACAGUAAUACUAGUACUGGACCCUGCAUCAAGACCACAGUAAUACUAGUACUGGACCCUGCAUCAAAGACCACAGUAAUACUAGUACUGGACCAUGUCAUCAUGUCAUCAUGUCAUCAUGUCAUCAUGUCAUCUAGUCAUCUUGUGUGUAUCAUUUACCACUGUCUAAUAGAGUUGAUUCACCCUGGUAUCUAGUGUUAUUGCUGCUUUAAUAAUAGCUCUCACUCAAUAUUAUGACCAGAACCCCCCACUUCUGAACCAUCUCUCUGUGUGUGUUUUUCAGACCCGACCAUUCCCAAUCUCCAGGUCACCAGACUGACCCUGAUGUGUGACCAAGCACCUGGUCCUAUCACCAUGGACCUCUCAGGUAAAUACCACUCCUUUACCCCUGGUCCUAUCACCAUGGACCUCUCAGGUAAAUACCACUCCUUUAUCCCUGGUCCUAUCACCAUGGACCUCUCAGGUAAAUACCACUCCUUUAUCCCUGGUCCUAUCACCGUGGACCUCACAGGUAAAUACCACUCCUUUACCCCUGGUCUUAUCACCGUGGACCUCUCAGGUAAAUACCACUCCUUUAUCCCUGGUCCUAUCACCAUGGACCUCUCAAGUAAAUACCACUCCUUUAUCCCUGGUCCUAUCACCAUGGACCUCUCAGGUAAAUACCACUCCUUUAUCCCUGGUCCUAUCACCAUGGACCUCACAGGUAAAUACCACUCCUUUAUCCCUGGUCCUAUCACCAUGGACCUCUCAGGUAAAUACCACUCCUUUAUCCCUGGUCCUAUCACCAUGGACCUCUCAGGUAAAUACCACUCCUUUAUCCCUGUGUCUAUCACCAUGGACCCUCUCAAGUAA
Molecule: messenger RNA, 9991 nt
Organism: Coregonus sp. 'balchen'
Lineage: Eukaryota; Metazoa; Chordata; Actinopteri; Salmoniformes; Salmonidae
Source: the annotation of a GenBank genome assembly